Metopolophium dirhodum (rose-grain aphid) is the source of this 5132-nucleotide messenger RNA. RefSeq lists its product as uncharacterized. NCBI's taxonomy places the organism in Eukaryota, Metazoa, Arthropoda, Insecta, Hemiptera, Aphididae. The transcript has 19 exons. The record is from RefSeq and is a predicted model, not a curated record. Bases 368 to 3937 code for a protein of 1189 amino acids.
UUCACAGCGUCCGCCGAUCUUUUAGCUCCGCGCCGUCGAUCCGAUCGGUUGUGUUUUUCAGUCGUCCGACACUCGACCACCCGAGUACAUACGCCGCGCGAGUCUCCCGAAUAUAAUUAAUAAUAGUUUUUCGUUUGAUUUCCGCGGACAUCGACGGCGCAUCGAACGUAUUUUCUGUAACGGUUUCAAGAUAGUUUUCGAUUUCCCCCCCCCAUCAUAUUUUUUAUUUAUUCGAUUAUACAUCAGAUCCGCGCCGAACACGACUCCACAUCUAUACUAGCACGGGACGCCGUCAAACACUUGUUGUUCGUUGUGUCGGACACUCGGAACAUGUGCUAGCACUUUUCAAUUUGUGAUUUACGCGAAAAUGACAUCAACAAAUUGUUUACCAAAUAUGGUUCAAGCUAUCACGGUUCUCACUGUUCUAAAAAUGUUAACAAACGCACAAACAACGUGCAACCAAGGCAUCGGCCGAAUCGUUUACGAAAGACUACCAGACCAACAGUUACAAGGAUUCGACGACGACGUAGUGCGCGACACGGCUCCGCCAUUCCGGGUACUGGAAAAAUGCCAAGAGCUGUGUCUUCGUGACCGCACGGCUACCAACAACCUGGUAAGGACAUGCACGUCGUUCGACUUCCAGCCAGGCAGCAGGAUCGCGUCGUUUAGUGGCACUGUGGAGUACGAAGAGUCCACAUGCUAUUUGACCAGGGAACAGGCGCACCCCGAAGGCAUUGGCGUCCUGGUACUAGUGCCCAAUAGCGUGCACUACACCGAAGUCUGUCUGUCGUCUAGUAGAAUUGAAAGAGAAUGUCCGAACAGACAUUAUGUUUUCGAAAGACACACCAGGAAGAAACUUAAGUUACCACCUAGUGAAUACAAGGAAAUGAUAGCAGCCAAUCGGACAGAUUGCGAAGACAAGUGUUUGAAUGAAUUUACGUUUGUUUGCCGAUCGGCUACUUACGACUCAGCAUCCAAGACUUGUUGGCUAAGCAGGUUCACCAGAAGAUCGCAUCCGGAAUUGUUAGAAGAAGAUCCUAGUUCCGAUUAUUUAGAAAACACGUGUCUCAAUGUUGAAAGACGUUGUGAUGGACCGGUUAUAUUUGUAAAAGAAGAAAAUAAGCGGUUGGGUGGACCUUUUGAAGUGGACAUAUUUGCUAAUCUAUCGUUGAUUGAAUGUCAAGCGCAGUGUUUACGAGCUGAAAAAUAUUUUUGUCGGUCAGUCGAGUAUGACGAGCAAAUUCGUCGGUGUAUUAUAUUUGAAGAGGAUUCGAUGUCACAGAAGGAUGACCUAAGAGUGAGCAGUAGUCCGACACAUGACCUAUACGACCUAGUCUGUCUAGACAACCGUGGUGAUUUGCUUACAGCCAAAGGCAACGAGUUCUCAGACAACACGUUGACGUCACACCUUUUCGCCGACGGACGAAGACCAGACACAGCGUUUCAACGGUACCGGAACAGCAGACUCGGUGGCGAAUUUCAUUCAGAAAUCACUGGACGGUCGUUGAGUGAAUGUCUGGACGAAUGUCUGCGACAAGUGAGCUUCCAAUGUCGGUCGGCCGUCUAUAGCGAACGUUUUAGAAUUUGCCGGCUCAGCCGUUUUAACCAGAGGGAUGGGCAUCGUGUGAUAUACGACGCAGAUUAUGAUUACUACGAAAACUUAAUGAACGGGGGUGCUACUUCACCACCGUUCACAAGACCUGAUCCUUUGGGACAAGGAUCGAAUUUUCUAGGUAGUGGUAAACCACCUUAUCCCACACCUGGGAAACCAAUAGGAGGUGGAUUUGGUGGCGUUUAUGGAGGAGGAUCGUAUCCUGGUUAUUCCAGUACUUCUGGAAGUGGAAUAGGCGGAGGAGGUGGUGGAGGAGGAGGAGGAGGUUUAAGUUCAAGUAUCGGGCCCUAUCCUAGUGAAGCACCUGGAGGAUAUUGGGGCCAUGUUGGAGGUCAUGGAGCGGACAUACCUCCUUUUCUGGGACAAGGAGGUGGAGGAAUGGGUGUCAAUAAUUAUGGAUUUGGAUCAACACCAGCUGUUAUUGGGUCGUCAAUACCACCCUACACACCUUCGGCUAUACCAGGUGGACUACCACCGAUUGGAGGACCACCUCUUGGACCUCCUUUAGGCAUACCAUCUGUGCCAGGAUAUUAUGGCGGAGGUGUUGGUGGCAUUGGAGGAAUUGGUGGAAAUGGAAUUGAUGCUAAUAGACCGUUCAACAUAAGAUGUGACGAAUCUGAUGGAUUUAAACAGAUGGGUGUGCGAAUGCGAAUGGCAAGAGGACUGAUUAAGCGUUUUAUAACUGCACCUACAUUAUCACAUUGUGAACGUGAAUGCUCGAUGGUCAGAGACUUCAACUGCCGAUCAUUCAAUUACAGAACCGCACCAUACGGGACGCAGAGAGAAAAUUGCGAGUUGAGCGACCAGGAAACACGAUUUGUCGACAUGGGAAAUCCGGCAUUCUUCGAGAACGCGCCGGAAUACGAUUUUUACGAAAAAUCCGCUAUGGGCAGUAGAAUCAGUCAAGAGUGUUUGGACGUGACCCAAGUGUGCAGCGAAGACGGAAUGGAAUUUACGCUGCGUACACCAGAAGGAUUCUUAGGGCGAAUAUAUACGCAUGGAUUUUACGACAGAUGUUUCUACAGGGGUAAUGGUGGAACCGCAAACGUUUUACGGAUUAGUGGUGCUCAGGGAUAUCCAGAUUGUGGAACUCAGCGGUAUGGAGAUACAAUGACCAACAUAGUCGUGGUACAGUUCAGCGAUUACGUGCAGACUAGCCGAGAUAAGCGAUACAACCUGACAUGUUUAUUUCGAGGCCCAGGGGAGGCUGUCGUCACUUCGAGCUACAUGACCGCAAAUUCUGGAAGCCCGAUUCCUAUCGAAUACUUACCGGCCGAGAACUCACUGAGUUCGCGUGUGCGGCUGAUGAUACUGUUCCAGGGCCGGCCUACGCAAACCAUUGCUGUGGGAGACCCGUUGACAUUCCGACUGGAGGCUCAAGACGGAUACAACUACGCCAGUGACAUUUUCGCCACCAACGUCAUUGCUAGGGAUCCGUACAGUGGUAGAAGUGUACAGUUGAUAGAUCGUUACGGAUGUCCCGUGGAUAACUUUGUAUUUCCCGGGCUGGAUAAGGCUCGGGAGGGUGAUGGCUUAGAAGCGAGAUUUAACGCUUUUAAAAUCCCAGAAUCGAAUUUCUUGGUGUUUGAAGCGACCGUCAGGACAUGUCGGGACGGGUGUCAACCGGCGUAUUGUACAUUGCACGCCGGAAGAACGGAACCGUCGUUGGGCAGACGUCGCAGGGACGUGGGUGGUAUCGAUAAAAACGAAACGACGGUAGAAAAACAAAAAGAAUCAGCAGAAACAACACCCGGCGAAGAAGAGAAAGUGCGGCAAGUCAUCGAGGUGUACGAAAGUCGAUACGACAUGCCUUUGGAACAACUUCUGACCUCAGAACCGGCACCUCAGAGCGUCUGUUUGACGAGCAGGGAAUAUUACAGUAUGGUAUUUUCACUGUUCAUGUUUUUGGUACUCUUGAUCACCGUAUCCAUGUCAGCUGGAAUAUACUACAAGCGUUAUUGGCUGUUGGCGACUAAAAAUGAAUUGGCGAACAACAGUUGUCUGGGCAGCACGGCCAACUGUAGCAGCGGAUCGACAGGGAGGAUGUCGUUUUCGGGCCGUAGCUUUUUCUCGAACAUGUCGUUUGGAAAACGCAAACCGUUCCUGAAUAUAAGAGCUCCUGUGGAAACGAUGGAAACGGGAUCGGCCAAUCCAACGGCAAUGGUAGUUGGCGGCGGAGGUGGAGGUGGCGGCAAAGGAUUCGAAGACCCGAGCGAACCUAUUUACACGGACCCGUCGCUGUUCGAGCGAUCCCGAAGCCUGCGCAGCAUUGCGUACUCGUCGGCCGGUCAAAACGUGUUCAAAAAUGAAGCCUUCUGUCACUGAUGCCGAUUCCAUCCAAGAUUUUUAUAGAUUUAUGCCUACAAAUUAUUGUUAUGUAUCAUCCAAUGCGUCCAAAAUAUCAGAUAAAACGUUACCGGUAAACGUGACGAAAUAAUAAUAUUAUCAUACCUCCAUUCGAGUUUCGCCGAGCCCGUCACCACAACAGUGCAACACGCGUACCUACUAUGAUAUUCCAAAUAUUAUGAUAAUAAUAAUAUUAUGUUGUAUUGUCCUUCCUUGCCUAUCUAAUUGUAAUCGAAUGUAAUUUUUUUUUUUUGUGUGUGUUUUUGUCGAUAAAUUACCUAUAUUAAUUUAUUAUCGAUCUUAGGAUUAAAAUUUAAAAUCGCACAAGCCGUUUUGCUACGGCACUAAGUUUACUCGAGCAAUUUUUAUUUUUAGAUUUUUUUCUCGGUAGUAGGUUAGAAUAUAAUAUUACAAUAUGAUAUAAGUACCUACACAGUUUGAAUUCAACUUACACAUGUUCGUUAUCACGUUUUUUUUUUUAGUUAUCGUCUCUAUUGAAAUUGAAGCUUCCAUUGUAAUUUAAAAUACAUAAAGCCCAAUUUUAGUGGCACGCGUUGAAGAAUAAUAUAAACUAUACUAUUGUAUAGACACAAUAGCGGAUUUAACCGAUGCAUUAUCUUCGACGUCGUUUAUCCGUAUCAUCAUUUUUUUAUUUACUUAUUUAUUAUUUUUCACAAUCAAUUAUUUUUCGUAUUAUUUUAGUUUUAUUAAGGUGGACGUCGGGUGUCUCAGUCAAAAGUACAUCGUGAAUAGAUUUUAUUAAAAAAAUACUUACUUAAUUUUAUAUACUUACAUUUCAUUAUUCCGUUAACGAUUUAUUUUCCUAAAUAUAUUGAAUACCUGAUGUAUUAUUUUUUCUAAUCAAAGCAAACAUAUUAUUUUAAUGUCUGUAAACAGUUUUAUGACGCUUCACGCGUAGGUAUAUUGGUAAUAUUAUAAAUAUAUGCUUAACUUGUACUACACGACUGCUCUUCGCUGAGGUACUUGGGUGUUAUUACUUUUUAUAAUAUUGUUUUUUACAUAAAUAUUACCAUAAUUUAUAACUAUUAUUAUUAUUGUUAUUAAUACAACUUACUAUAUUAUAAUUGUUUAUCCAUCAUAGGUUAUUUAUUUUAUGAAUACUUUAGUUAACCGUCACAGUUAUUAAUGCCAAUAAAAUAUAUCUUUAAUAAAU